This is a messenger RNA of Drosophila biarmipes, 773 nucleotides long. RefSeq lists its product as uncharacterized. The transcript has a single exon. Lineage: Eukaryota; Metazoa; Arthropoda; Insecta; Diptera; Drosophilidae. The record is from RefSeq and is a predicted model, not a curated record. Bases 7 to 759 code for a protein of 250 amino acids.
UAAGCAAUGCCAGUGCGCCUCUCAAGCGCACGAAGUCUGAAUAACAAGUGGAUCGACUGUCCGCCGCUCCAUCAUCCUCAGCAUCCCCAGCACUCUCGGCAUGCCCUGCGGCCGCCCCGCAGGCCACCGAGUCCGACUCCGCCUUCGCCAAAACUCCAGCUCCAGCCCCACUCGCCGAUUCCUGUGUUCCAGCCAGUGCUCCUCCUAGUGCUCCUGCUCAUCCUCGGACCUGUCCCGGCCCGAUGCAAGGACGAGAACUGCACCUUCCUUGAGGGAUACAUCCUGCAGUUCGUCUGCCACGGUACCUACGUUGAGGAGAUGCGGCUGCAGUACAAGGACCGCAUCCCAGCCAUCGGGACGCCGUACGCCAUCUGGAAGCGGUCCGACACCCACGACCCGUCCUACCUGCUCAUCUCCUUCUACGACUCCCAGCUCUUCAACUGCUACACGGUGGUCAUGAACAGCGGCAAGUUUUACUGCGAUGGGCGCAACUUCAUCGAGCCGAACACGGAGGCCGCUCGGCUGCACUGCAUCAACUUCCCGUUCCACUAUACCACACACCUGUACGAUGCGUGUGCCAAGAAGCCGAGCACGGAGGGAUCGCCGCCCAUCUCGGUGGCCAUCGCCUACAUGAAGGACAACAUCAGGAGGACGGACGAGGCAGGACCUCGCAUACAAUGCCCCGCGGUUGUGCCCCUCCUUGUGACCACGAUCCCCUUUCUGCUAUCGCGAUAUUUUGGUAUUUUACUAUGUCAAUAAAAUGGUUCCGAAUA